AUGACCGCCAUGCUCCGUCUCGCCCCCACUGCCCGUCUCGCCGUCCGACAACUCUCCACCACCGCCGUCCGAAGGGAAGAGGCCGCGGCCGUCGGCACCGUCGGCGCUGUCCCCGUCAAGCGUCCUGUUGGAGGCUUCCGCUCGACUAACGCCCCAUCACAGUUCUUCGGCUUCUCCUUCGCCUCCGCCCUCUCCAUCUACUACCUCCAAGAAGAGACCAAGGUCGCCACAGGCCUCUUGACGUCCAGCAUCGAGCAGCUCCAGCAGGGUACCGGUAAAAUAACAACCCACCUCGACCGACUCCAGACUGUCGAGAAAGAGCUCGCGGCGCUCAGGGCCAACGCUUCUGUGAAGGAGGACGUGACCAAGGUCCGAGGAGAGAUGAAGAAGGUCUACGAUGGCCUUCAUCUGGAGCUUCUGGACUUGCGUGCACAUGUGUGGGGUGUGGAGCAGGACUUGCAGAAUGUGGUCAAGACUGGUGGGUAA
Molecule: messenger RNA, 486 nt
Organism: Cryptococcus wingfieldii CBS 7118
Lineage: Eukaryota; Fungi; Basidiomycota; Tremellomycetes; Tremellales; Cryptococcaceae
Exons: 4
Coding region: 1-486 (161 amino acids)
Source: RefSeq, a predicted model, not a curated record